AUGUUCAGCAAGGCUAUCAUUUCUUUUGCUCUCGCAGCCUCUGCGCUCGCCAACGUCUUCAUCACCUCCCCUGUGGCAACUUCCACUUUUGCGGCUGGUCAGCAGGCGACUAUCAAUUGGCAAGAUGAUGGCAUGUCUCCGAACCUCGCUUCUUUCGGCGCUUCUCUCGUUGGUAUCUACACUGGCAAUGCCAACCAACAGACAUUACUGCAAACUAUUAACCCCAGCGUUGACGUGUCGACCAGUUCGUCAAUCAGCUUCACCCCCGAUGGGUCCAUUGGACCUGACAGCAGUGAAUAUUUUGUUCGCUUCACGUCGCUCAGUUUGAAAGAUGCCGCCAACCCUCAAUUCCCUGCUGAGGCCUUCUCUGCUAAAUUCUCGAUGACUGGCAUGACUGGAACGUUCAACUCUACUGUCCAAAAUGAAAUCAAUGGACAAUCGACGGCUCCCAUUGGCGGGACGGCAACUGCUAGUGCCUCUGUAUCUAUGAAGACCGUUUCCACCUCCUCCACUGCCUCUGCCUCCGGCUCAAAAACAUCAACUUCGGCUACUGCUACUGCUACUACUACCAAGACUGGUGCCGCAGGCAAGGUUGGCAUCACUGGCAUCACAUGCUUCGUUGGCGCUGCUGCAUCUCUCCUCGGCGCAAUGCUUCUGUGA
Molecule: messenger RNA, 660 nt
Organism: Suillus bovinus
Lineage: Eukaryota; Fungi; Basidiomycota; Agaricomycetes; Boletales; Suillaceae
Exons: 5
Coding region: 1-660 (219 amino acids)
Biological process (GO): cell wall biogenesis; (1->6)-beta-D-glucan biosynthetic process
Source: RefSeq, a predicted model, not a curated record